AUGGCGCCCCAGCUUGUCUUUGGAGCGGGUGUUCUCGGCAUGGACGGGAUGGAGUUCCAAGACCGUGAGUCCGUCACAAAAUUGCUCGUGACGCUCAAGGAGCUUGGCGUCAUCCGUCUGGACACUGCCGCGCGCUACCCGCUCUUCAAUCCGGGCAAGUCGGAACGGCUUCUCGGGGAGGCCAAUGCCGUCAGCGGAGAGUUUGUGAUUGACACCAAAGUAUAUACUGAGGUGGGUGAUGGUAGCGGUGACCUGACCCGCGCAGCCAUGGAAAAGUCCGUGACCGGCAGCCUCGAGCGUCUGGAUCGACCGGAAGGCGUCAACGUGCUCUUCGCGCACCGCCCGGAUCCCGCGACGCCGCUUGAGGAACAAGUGCAAAGCUUCCAGGAUCAGGUUGCUCGAGGUCAUGCCAAGGCAUGGGGCGUGGCGAACCACCCGCCAGAGACACUACAGAAGAUUAUCGAGUUGUGCGAGCAGAGGAGCUGGCUGAAGCCGUCCUGGUAUCAGGGCGGAUACAGUAUGCUUACACGCGGCCCAGAGACGCGCUUGUUCCCUAUUCUACGCGCUCAUGGCAUGUCAUUUCUCGCAUCGCACGCGCUCGCCUCGGGUUUCCUAACGGGCAAGCACAUAGAUGACAAUGGAAAUCCGACUGGCCGUUUUGCUCAAAGCGGAUAUGCCGCUCCGGAGGUGGCGACUGCGAUGAAGAAGUUCAUAGCUGGCUGUGCGAGCAAGCUGGCCCAGGUUGGCGACACAGUAGCGAAUAUCCGCAGGGGUCCGCUGCCCGCGCCGGUAGUGACAUUGGUUGACGAGCUUUGGGACGCAGUGAAACCUAUACGAGGCUCGAUGAUUUGA
Molecule: messenger RNA, 852 nt
Organism: Phaeoacremonium minimum UCRPA7
Lineage: Eukaryota; Fungi; Ascomycota; Sordariomycetes; Togniniales; Togniniaceae
Product: putative aldo keto protein
Exons: 2
Coding region: 1-852 (283 amino acids)
Source: RefSeq, a predicted model, not a curated record